Messenger RNA from Leptomonas pyrrhocoris, 988 nucleotides. Its product is annotated as putative phytanoyl-CoA dioxygenase. The record is from RefSeq and is a predicted model, not a curated record. The transcript has a single exon. The coding region runs from base 29 to 988 and encodes 319 amino acids. Lineage: Eukaryota; Euglenozoa; Kinetoplastea; Trypanosomatida; Trypanosomatidae.
GCUUCGGUGGGACUAAAUAGCAUGCACCAUGUUGGCAGCAAACGCAGUUACCGUGAAGCCGAUUGGCGCUGCCUUGUCCUGCGCAGACGUGGAGCAGUUUCAAAAUGACGGCUUCCUCCUCCACCCUGAGAGCAUCUUCGACGGUGACACGGAGCUUUCGUUGAAGCGAAUACACGCGGGGUUGGAAGCAAUUCUCAACGGAGAGUACGAAACCGGUAUCCCGCCGAGUAACGCCAACGCCCUCCCGGCCGACCUCCCUCGCGAUGGAAGACUUUCUUUUGACGAUGCCGCACCGGUAUUGAGGCCCGGAGCCAAGCCACGCACUACGAUCCACCUCAUCAAUGCGUGGCGGUGCAACACCACCAUCGCGCAACUCGUCACCUCGCCGCAGCUCGGCGUUGUCGUGGGCCGCCUCAUGGGCUGGGAGAAGGAGGGCUGCCGUGUGGCACAAGAUCAGGUCUGGAUUAAGCCACCCAGCUCCGGGCCGCUUAGCUUUCACCGCGACACGCCGUACCUCGACUUUGUGCCGAAGCAAGUGUGCACUUUCUGGAUUCCGUUUGACGACAUCAGCGUGCCAAACGUGGGCGCCCUGGAGUACUGCCGUGGCUCGCACAGAUGGCUCGACGGCCGGCGCGGCAGUGCGAGGCAGUUCUACAAGCCCGAUUACACGGCGUUGCUUCGCAUUGCCGCGCAGGAUGAGGAGCGUGUGCGCAGCCGCAGCAGCUGCAGCAGCGCGCCACCGGUUGAUGUGGAGGUCGUCAAUACACAUGGCUGCGCCGGGUGCUGCUCCUUUCACAACAGCAAUACGUGGCACGGCUCUGGCCCAAAUGCGACGAAUGGCUGGCGUCGUGGGAUUGGAAUCCACUACAUUCGAGGUGACGCAACGUUCGGCGAGGACUGCGGCAAGCUGUGGCAGCAGUUCCGCCACGCCGACGGCACUACUGUCCUCCCUGACGUCUUCUUUCCCCGUGUUGCACUCCCAUCGUAA